Molecule: messenger RNA, 2733 nt
Organism: Elephantulus edwardii (Cape elephant shrew)
Lineage: Eukaryota; Metazoa; Chordata; Mammalia; Macroscelidea; Macroscelididae
Gene: CLCA1
Product: chloride channel accessory 1
Exons: 14
Coding region: 1-2733 (910 amino acids)
Biological process (GO): chloride transport
Molecular function (GO): intracellularly calcium-gated chloride channel activity
Source: RefSeq, a predicted model, not a curated record
AUGGGGUCCUUUAAGGCUUCUAUUUUUAUCUUGGUUCUUCACCUUCUGGAAGAAGUUCUAGGCAACUCACUUAUUCAGCUGAAUAAGAAUGGUUAUGAAGGCAUAGUCAUUGCAAUUGACCCCAAUGUGCCUGAGGAUGAAACUCUCAUUCAACAAAUAAAGGACAUGGUGACUCAGGCAUCUCCAUACUUAUUUGAAGCAACAGAAAAAAGAUUUUACUUUAAAAAUGUUGCCAUUUUGAUCCCUGAAAAUUGGAAGGCAAAGCCUGAGUAUACGAGACCAAAACUUGAGACUUACAAAAAUGCUGAUAUUUUAGUUGCUGAACUCAAUCCUGCAGGUAAUGACGGACCCUAUACUGAGCAGAUAGGAAACUGUGGAGAAAAGGGUGAAAAGAUUUAUUUCACUCCUGACCUCCUAGCAGGGAAAAAAUUGCUUGAAUAUGGACCACAAGGUAGAUUAUUUGUCCACGAAUGGGCUCAUCUACGAUGGGGAGUAUUUGAUGAGUACAGUAAUGACGAGAAAUUCUAUUUAUCCAAUGGAAAACACAAAGCAGUACAAUGUUCUGGAGCUAUUACUGGUAAACCCGUGAUAAAAGUGUGCCAGGGGGGCAGCUGCAUUACCAGAUCAUGCAGACCAGACAGACUAACAGGGAAAUUAGAAAAAGGAUGUGAGUUCCUACCAGAUAAACAUCAGACUGCAAAGGCAUCCAUAAUGUUUGCACAAAGUAUUAAUUCUGUGGUCCAAUUCUGCACAGAACAAAACCACAAUAAAGAAGCCCCAAACAUGCAAAAUCAAAAGUGCAAUCUCCGGAGCACAUGGGAGGUGAUCAGUGACUCUGAAGACUUUAAGAAAACCACUCCUAUGAAUACACAGCCCCCCGCACCCACCUUCUCAUUGCUGCAGGUUGGACAAAGAAUUGUGUGUUUAGUACUGGAUAAAUCCGGAAGCAUGGCGAGUGGUGGUCGCCUUAAUCGGCUGAAUCAAGCAGGCAAACUUUUCCUGUUGCAGACAGUUGAGCAGGGGUCCUGGGUUGGGAUGGUGGUGUUCGACAGUGCUGCCUAUGUCAAAAGCGACCUCAAACAAGUACACAGCAGCGCUGACAGAGAUGGUCUGGUUAAAAGCUUGCCCACAGUAGCUGCAGGGGGUACCUCCAUCUGCUCAGGGCUUCAAUCAGCAUUUACGGUGAUUAGAAAAAAAUACCCAACAGAUGGAUCUGAAAUUGUACUGCUGACCGACGGGGAGGACAACACUAUAAGCAAGUGCUUUAAUGAAGUGAAGCAAAGUGGAGCCAUUAUCCACACUGUUGCCCUGGGACCCUCUGCAGCCAAAGAACUAGAGGAGCUGUCCAAAAUGACAGGAGGUUUACAGACAUACGCUUCAGAUCAGGUUCAGAACAAUGGCCUCAUCGAUGCUUUCAGUGCUCUUUCCUCAGGAAACGGAGCUCCAUCCACGCGCUCCAUCCAGCUUGAGAGUAAAGGAUUGACCCUCCAGAACAAUGAGUGGAUGAACGGCACGGUGAUUGUAGACAGCACUGUGGGAAAGGACACUUUGUUUCUUGUCACCUGGACAACACAACCUCCCCAAAUUCUCCUCUGGGAUCCCAGUGGAAAGAAACAAGAUGGCUUUUUGGUGGAUGCACAGUCCAAGGUGGCUUACCUCCAAGUCCCAGGCACUGCUAAGGUUGGCAAGUGGAAUUACAGUCUGCAAGCAAGCUCACAAACCCUAACCCUGACUGUCACCUCCCGCUCACCAGAUGCCAAGGUGCCUCCAGUUACUGUGACCUCCAAAAUGAACAAAGCCACAGGCCAAUUCCCCAGUCCUAUGAUAGUUUAUGCAAGUAUUCGCCAAGGAGCCAAGCCCAUUCUCAGGGCCAGUGUCACAGCCUUGAUUGAAUCAGUGAAUGGAAAAACAAUUACCUUGGAAUUAUUGGAUAAUGGAGCAGGUGCUGAUGCUACUAAGAAUGAUGGUGUCUAUUCAAGGUAUUUUACGGCUUAUGACACGAAUGGUAGAUACAGCUUAAAAGUUCGGGCUCUGGGAGGAAUAAAUGCAGCCAGACAGAGAGUGAUCCCUCAGAAGAACGGAGCCAUGUAUAUGUCUGGCUGGAUUGAUGAUGGUAAAGUAGAAUGGAAUCCGCCAAGACCUGAGAGUGAUGAGAAUGAUCUUCAAGGCAAACAAGUGUGUUUCAGCAGAACUUCCUCUGGAGGGUCAUUUGUGGCCUCUGGUGUCCCCUUAGCUCCUAUAUCUGAUCUUUUCCCACCAUGUCAAAUCACCGACCUGAAGGCAAUGAUCCAAGGGGACAAACUCAUUAACCUGACCUGGACAGCUCCCGGGGAUGAUUAUGACUAUGGAAGAGCUCAGGAGUAUAUUAUUCGAAUAAGCAGAAAUAUUCUUGAUCUCAGAGACAAGUUUGAUGAUUCUCUUCAAGUGAACACAACUGAUCUCGUCCCAAAGGAUGCCAACUCUCAAGAAGAGUUCAUGUUUAAACCAGAGAACAUCAUGUUUGAAAAUGGUACUGAUCUGUACAUUGCAGUACAGGCUGUUGAUGAGGUCAAUCUGAAGUCAGAAAUAUCCAACAUUGCACGUGUUUCUUUGUUUAUUGCUCCACCGACCCCUUCAGAGAAACCUUCUUCUUUCCCUUGUCCUGAAAUUAGUAUCAAUAGCACAAUUCCUGGCAUUCUAAAGAUUAUGUGGAAGUGGGUAGGGGAAUUGCAGUUAUCAUUAGGUUUGAACUAA